AUGAACGGGCUUUUACAACCAUCAUUAGCUUUUUUCAAAAGUUUGGGCUGGCGUGGAAAGCUAUUAGCUACAUUUGGAGUAAUAGUCUCAACGGAUGUAAUUUACGAGUUGUGGCUAUUACUUCGAGAUGUGGUUCAUCGGAAAAAAAGCCAGAUGCGCUUUUGUGAAGUGCAUUUUAUGAACAGACGAAAAAUUGCAAACCCUUCUCCGAGUUCACUGGCGUUGAAAUUCGAGCAUACCAACCGGCUCGUUAGCUAUAUUGACCGAGCUGAGAAAUCAAUAUAUCUGUCCAUGUAUAUAUUUACGAUCAAAGAGGUUUGCGAAGCAGUUAUACGAGCAAAGAAUGAGCGAUCGGUAACAGUUAGAGUAGUCUCCUGUGAAUCGAUGGUAUACAACGAAGGAUCGCAACUUCGCAAUUUGAUUGACGCAGACAUUAUUGUUCGGUAUAAGCUCAAUAGUGAAAACCUCAUGCACCACAAGUUUUGUCUGCUAGACACUGACUGGUGGUGUGCAAACUGUUUGAUGGCAUUCCAUUGUGCUCAAUACGGAGAACCUGCAAAUAUGCAAUUCUCCACUUUUGACAAGGCUGUUAUAAGCGAUAAACCUGGAUUAUACCGUUUAUUUGGAAGCUCGUGCACUCGUUGCGAUUCUAGCAAAAGAAAAUUAUCAACCCGGCAAAGAUCAGGAUCCAAUCCGUUACCAAAAGGUGGCAUUUUGAUUACGGGAUCCAGCAAUUGGACGAUGGCAGCUCUAAGCUUGCACUGGGACAACAUGAUAUUAACAUCGUUUCCAGAAAUGGUUAAUCCGUUUAGCGUAGAGUUUCAGCGAAUUUGGUAUGAAAUGAAUGAUAUUUUAGUCAGUUCGCAGCUGCCGGUUCCAACUUAUAAAAAAGACGAUGCGAAAUGA
Messenger RNA from Anopheles nili, 906 nucleotides. RefSeq lists its product as uncharacterized. The coding region runs from base 1 to 906 and encodes 301 amino acids. Gene Ontology annotation, biological process: piRNA processing. Gene Ontology annotation, cellular component: mitochondrion. The transcript is spliced from 2 exons. Lineage: Eukaryota; Metazoa; Arthropoda; Insecta; Diptera; Culicidae. Gene Ontology annotation, molecular function: RNA endonuclease activity producing 5'-phosphomonoesters, hydrolytic mechanism. The record is from RefSeq and is a predicted model, not a curated record.